UCAACCCAAACUCCUACUUCAGAGACUGUGUCUAUGAUACCUGCAUGUCAGACAGGGACCAUAAAAUGCUCUGCCACAGCAUCGCUGCCUAUGUGGCUGACUGUCAGAACAUUGGAACAGAAAUCAAAAACUGGAGGACACCAACAUUCUGUCCGUUACCUUGCCCUGCCAACACCCACUUUGAGGUCUGUCAAGGCACCUGCUCCAGUCCUUGUCCUGGCCUUUCUCACAUGAUAAAAUGCACAGCCAGCUGUAAUGAGGGAUGUGCAUGCAACUCUGGAUACUUCUUCAAUGGAACUGGUUGUGUCACUUUGGACCAGUGCAGUUGUUAUGCAGAUGGGCUCACUUACAAGAUUGGGGAAUCUGUAAUAUCAGAGGACUGUCGAAAGACCUGCACAUGCCAGGCAUCUGGAGCAGUCGUGUGCAAGUUAGCAGAGUGCAAAGCAGAUGAAACGUGCCAGAUCCGGAAUGGCAAACGAGGCUGCUACAAGAACCAGUGUCUGUUGAAGUCCGGUGGCGAUUUUACACUCUUCAAUGGAAUUAGUGGGGACAUCACCAUCAAGGGGUCCUACAACAUUCUGGAGUUAUGUGACCAGACCGUGUUGACUGAAUGGUUCCGCAUGGUUGCAGACGUGCAGAUGUGCGGUCAGGCUGGUGACGCCAGCGUUGUUGCCGUUCACACAUUCUUUGAGGAUAUGUUCAUUACCAUUAACAAUCAUCAUGACGUCUGGGUAAGCUGCACGCAAAGGGUCUUCCUCUGGCUUCCUGUUUUCUUCUUGAUGAAUCUGCUGCAUUCAGGGAUUAAAAAAAUCCUCCAUGAUAUCUGGGAUAUAACCAAUGAAUAUUUGUACCAACUCGAUUUUCCCAUAUUUAUACAAUUUCUUCUUCUUUUUGGUCACCAGUUGAAUGGAAGGCCGUUGUCUCUGCCUGCCGUCCUGAAAAAUGAGAUUUCAGUUACAGUCUCUGACCAAACAGUCAUCAUGAAAAACAAGUCGGGCCUGAUUGUGUCCUACAGUCUGUCCCUGGAUCUCGGCGUCACUGUCAGCGAUGAGCUGUCUGACAAGGUGUGCGGUGCUUGUGGGAAAGUUAAUGGCACCAUCAGAAAUUUUGAUGGCAUUCAGACUUACCUGGAUUCCUGGAGGGCGCCUGACUUUCCCACAUGCACCUGAACUCCACACCUCAUCAGAAAUCCACAUGAAUAGCAGCAGUGCAUUUCUGUACUUCCACGAAUGUAGCAAACAGUAAUUUUGUUUUAAAUUUGGCAUUGGUGAUUUCAUAUCAGUAAG
This is a messenger RNA of Paramormyrops kingsleyae, 1286 nucleotides long. The record is from RefSeq and is a predicted model, not a curated record. NCBI's taxonomy places the organism in Eukaryota, Metazoa, Chordata, Actinopteri, Osteoglossiformes, Mormyridae.